AUGAUGCAGGGUACGAAGGAGCGGUGCGCGGGGGCGGGUGGCUGGGCCAGUGGGCGGUGCGGUGCCGUGCCGGGGGCGGUGCGCGGUGCCGGGAAGGGUACGCGGCGGCGGCGGCGGAUGGCGGCGGAGCUGCAGGAGCUGCGGGCGCUGGUGGAGCGGGUGGGCGGGCGGCGAGGCGUGCUGCUGGUGGCCGAAGUAGCGGAUGGGGUCCCGGUGGCGGCCACGCUGGCCGUCUUCGCCUGCGACCUCCUGGGAGACGAGAUGCCGCCGGAGCCGGGAUGCCGGUCCCGGCGGCGGGUGGUUGGCGGUCGGCGGGCGCUGGGAGCGCGGCUGCUGCUGGUGCUGUGCCGCGGCGGGGCGGCGCGGAGCUACGAGACCCGGGCCCGUCUGCGGGAAAUGGUGCGGGACGUGCGCAGCCGCCUGCCCGCAGCACCGCCGCCCGCUGUCGUCGGCGUCCUCCUGCCCGGCGGCGACGGGGAGGACGCGGCGGUGCUGGACGCCGCGCUGCGGCGGCACUUCCCGGCGUCCGGCACGGUGCAGGCGGCCCGGUACAGCCCCGGCAGCCCCUCGGCACUGCGCGACUGCCGCGCCGCUGCCUGCCGCGCCCUGCGGGCCGCCCUGCAGCACCCCGCAGAAGAGGGGAAAGACAGGCAGAGGUGGAGGUUCCCAUCCUUCCUGCGGUGCAUUUCUUGGAGCUGGAGGAACCAGAGAAAAGCUCAUGAAGCAAAAGCUGCAAACAAUGUUCAUGAAGAUGACCUGCAGGACUCUGAGGAAGAAGUGGCUCUGACCAGCCUGUCUCCCAAUGGAAACUGUGAAGAAGCUGUUGGACACACAGGCACCUAGAGCUGCUGGGUGCCUAGCACAGUCUGUGUCCUGGAUCUGCCUGGUGGAGCUGGAGCAGUGAGAGUAGGAGCUGGUGCAUAUCCACUCACCCUCUCCUCCAAGGAGCCACCACUUCAGGGAGGAGCUGCUCGACUUAAUUCACCAGGAUCUUCUGUAGCUGCUGACAGCCUCUGAGGUCCAUGCCAGGGAGGUAUCCAUAGGAAUGCCUGGAGCUGUCAAUGGAAUCUGGGGCUUCUGAGAAGUCCAUUGGGAUGUAUCCCAUGUGCUGGGUGAGAUAAUGUUGGGACUUUGAGUGUGAAAUGCACCCUUCUGUUUGAAGAAUGAGCAAAGUCCCCUGCUGAGGUAACUGAGGCUGGCCUCCCUGGUGAACAGAUUCUGCUGCCUUAUUUUCCUGCUUUGUUGUUGCUUUGAAGUUCCCACCCUCUCUCUCAUCAGGCAGAAAGAAAAUAAGACUAAUAGCACAGUGGUGUGGAAACUGCAAUGGGACUAAAUAUGAGGUCUCAGAUCUACCAGCUUGAAUAGACUUGAAUAGGCUGAAAAGGCUUGACUGUAGCCGUGUAAUGUGAGGAACACAACAACAGCCCAAUGUGAGGAACAAGAAUAAUGCAAAAGAUCCUGAAGUAAUAACAGCUGGAGCAGAGCGUGGUUGGGAGCAGGAUCCAUCCCUCUGGCUUGGUGCUUAUGGACCAACUGAUGGACUGCUUGGAUUGGAGAGGUGGCAGAUGGACACUGAGCUGUGGCUGGCACUAGAUUGGUUCAUGUGAGAGCCCCAUUUUACCUGGGGCAUCUCCACAGUCAGGUACUGGUAGGUCUUGGAGGUGGCCUACAGCACAAAUUGUGACUGCUUCAUAAAUAAAUACAAAAAUACAUUUAAAAAAGGAUCUAUUUAAGUUGUUCCAAAAAGCUGCCUAUAGGCUGUGGGGCACCACAUCUACAAAUCCUUGGUUUACAAGGAAUUUACUGUCAUGCCAAGAAUAUAUUUUUUUAUUCUUUCUUUAAUGCAACAUAAACCAGGUCUGGUUUUAUUUCUAGCAUGAGCUGCUGGGUUUUGCUUGAGGCUGGCUGUCAUUUCGGAGCUGCACCCAGCUCAGGCUAGAAACUUCAACUUGUUAUGCCUUGCCUACCUCUUCUCUGGGUUAGCUGGUGAAUUUUGUCAUUAUGUUCUCUGUGCACUUCUGUCCUGUCUCUGGUUCCUUUGUAUCUGCAGUCCAGCCACCUCUGCCCAACACUUUGCCCCUGCAAUGUGUCUUUGGUGUCUUUCUAGCUCUCACUUGGAGCAGGUGGUACAUUUUGCACCCAGCUCUGCUCAUGACUGUCAUCAAUACUUUUCAACAAACCAUUUUUCUGUGCCUCAGUUUCCCCACCAUUAGGAUGAGGACAGCAACACCUACCUACCUCACUGGAGUUACGAUGGUAAUGCUGGAGCAAAGCUUCGCUGCUCUUGUGUUUAGAAUCAGUCCUUUCAUUGAUGGUGCUGCUUUGCCCUCUUGGCCAAGAGAAAGGCUAAGGGUGCCUGGGGCAUGCUGUUGACGCUGAGUGGGAGAGACAUGGAGUGUUUCCAGAUGUGCUCAGCAAGAGUCUGUGUUAGCACACUUUUCCUUUUAAUCUGUUAGGAUAGUUAGGCUUGGUCAGCUCCACCUGAAAUACAGCCAUAAGGUGUUGUAGCUGCCCUGUAAGGUGGCGAGAGGGAGGGGUAGGUGGAUGCCAAGUCUCUUGAGCAUCUCUUGACAGCAGAAGUGGAGUGUGGGCCAGAGACAGCAAACCUAGAAGGCUGCUGAUAUUGGUGGAGCACACUGCUCUGCAGAAAAGGCACCAAACCAACUCUCCUUUCAGUGUGCCAUUCUGUAGGUUUUGUUUGCUCAUGGCCAUGUGGCAAAUACAAAUGUAACUUACAUUUGAGGUGAGUGACUGUAUUCAUGACUCUAGACCUCAGUACUGAGUAGUAAGCAACAUGAAGGCAUCUUUCUGCUGUCUCUGCCAUGAGAGCACAGGUCUGCAGUGCAGUGGAUUCCCUCUACUCAUCAUCACAGCAGAACUCAAGUUGCUGGGCUGCCACAUGCUUUCCUGUGAAAGCCUUUAGUUAGGUGAGUCCAGUAGGACUUGACAAUAUGAUUGGGUGAAUUUUUAUUUCCUCGCAGUAUUUGGCCUUUGCUGCCUAGAAUUUACCAGUAAAGAGGUGGCCCAAGAGAACAGGUUUGCAGCUAAGCCUACCUUAUUGCUGCAAAUCCAAUGACUUUAAUUAUUGGCAUUUUUAAAGCAAACCACACAAGUUUGCCCUUGCAGUAAGACUUUAAUGGGUGAACUGCUUGGCAUUUAGGAGGUGUGAAUGGGAACAUACUUGACCAAAAGUAUUGUUUUCCUUUGAGGAAUAAAAGACACUGGAAUCGGGUUUGUUUGUUUGUUUUCCGCCUACUAGCUGGGCAUGUGGAGGUACAACAAAUAGUUUUACAUCUUCAGUUAAGGGCACUCUUAUGUGUUUGCUGUAAAGAAUAAAGACAUUUAUUUUCUGAAUUAGAA
Molecule: messenger RNA, 3360 nt
Organism: Pogoniulus pusillus (Red-fronted tinkerbird)
Lineage: Eukaryota; Metazoa; Chordata; Aves; Piciformes; Lybiidae
Gene: C26H2orf72
Product: chromosome 26 C2orf72 homolog
Exons: 3
Coding region: 1-843 (280 amino acids)
Source: RefSeq, a predicted model, not a curated record